Coccinella septempunctata (seven-spotted ladybird) is the source of this 1025-nucleotide messenger RNA. RefSeq names its product transcription regulator complex subunit bur6 (gene NC2alpha). NCBI's taxonomy places the organism in Eukaryota, Metazoa, Arthropoda, Insecta, Coleoptera, Coccinellidae. The coding region runs from base 57 to 770 and encodes 237 amino acids. The transcript has 3 exons. The record is from RefSeq and is a predicted model, not a curated record. Gene Ontology annotation, molecular function: RNA polymerase II general transcription initiation factor activity; transcription coactivator activity; protein heterodimerization activity. Gene Ontology annotation, biological process: transcription by RNA polymerase II; negative regulation of transcription by RNA polymerase II; positive regulation of transcription by RNA polymerase II. Gene Ontology annotation, cellular component: nucleus; negative cofactor 2 complex.
GUUAGCCCUAACCUCAGAAAGAUUUUGUUUGGACAAAUAGUUUUUGAAGUUGCAAGAUGCCUUCGAAGAAAAGGAAAUACAAUGCUAGAUUUCCUGCGGGAAGAAUAAAAAAAAUAAUGCAAACAGAUGAAGAGGUUGGAAAAGUAGCACAAGCUGUACCAAUUAUAAUCUCUAGAACUUUGGAACUUUUUGUUGAAUCCUUAUUGAUGAAAUCUACACAGAUCACACUUUCAAGAAAUGCUAAAACAUUAACUCCAUCUCAUAUGAAACAGUGUAUACUUGCUGAAAGUCGUUUUGAUUUCUUGAAAGACCUAGUCAAGAAUAUACCUGAUGCCAGUGCACAAGAGGAUAAUGAAAAUAAUUUACUUUUCGAUGCAAGCUUGGAGAACCCCGAAUCAACAAGUGUUAGUGCUAUUGCGCCAUAUUCCAGACAAAUAUCUCAAGUUGAUGAAAAUAAAAAAUCAAAUACUGUGAUAAGGUAUGGGCCUUGUAUGCCACAUGAUAGUGCCGCUACCAGUUCAAGUACUGUAACUAGAAGAAAAUCAAUAACACAAUCAAAUUCAAGGGAUAGCAAUAAUAUUUCCAGAGAGGAAAAUUCAAAUAGCACACAAUCUGCUGAAGAUGAUACGAAAUCUGAUGAUAUUUCAAGUGAUGAUGAGAAACCUGCUAAAAUUCUCAAAUUGGUUUCUGAGGACGUACCACCUCUCAUCCCCAUAUUAUCUCAUAGUAAGAAUGAUGUUCUGGUCAUUGAUGAAGAUUAUGACAAUUAAAUAUAACAAGACGAGUGAGCAACUUAAUGUGUUACAUUUCAAUGAAUUGUAUUAUUAAUGAAUGUUAAUAAUUUUUUUAGGAGUAAUUCAUUAGGUUCAAUGUAAUUUAUUUACAGUAUUCCAUUGUAUAAUAUCAGAUAUCCUUAGACUUUUGUGUAGUUCUAUUACAUGGGAUAUACAUACUUCACAAAGUUUUUCCAACUAUCAUAAGAUUCCAACUGAUUUGUUAACAAUAAAUUAUUAUUUAUUUAAGUA